Daphnia pulicaria is the source of this 2360-nucleotide messenger RNA. RefSeq names its product tripartite motif-containing 13-like. The transcript has 4 exons. Lineage: Eukaryota; Metazoa; Arthropoda; Branchiopoda; Diplostraca; Daphniidae. The coding region runs from base 552 to 2180 and encodes 542 amino acids. The record is from RefSeq and is a predicted model, not a curated record.
CGAUGAUGUCUGUAAUUAAAUCUAGCGAUGCCACGAAGCUCUCAUUUAUACCUGCACCAAAGGUGUUGAUAACGUUUCGUUUAAUGAGUAGAAGGCAAUAGUGAAUUAAGAUGUUAGCCGCCUUUGAUGAUAGAGCGUGGUUUUGACUAUUUGUAAGCUUUACUAUAUGCUAGUAUUUUCGUGAUUUCACAAGUAAAUUUUAUGGGCAGCCAGCCAGCCAGUCUUGCGACAUUUUAGCGCAACUUUUAUUACAUUUCUAAAAAGUGAUUCUUGUCUGAAUUAAAAAUGCGUAGUUUGCCACACGUAAAAAUGCCCUAAAAAUUCAAAUUACGAUGAGUCAAUGACGUAAAUGAUGUCCUAUUUAUUAGUGCCCUAAUUACCAGCGCCAUCUGUUCGAACACUUGCACUGUUAUUAUUGGUAUCUCAAAGCCCGCGGCAAUUUCAACGUUUUGCCCACACAUGCCUCAUUUUCUGAUUGUUAUCACCAUGAGACAUAUCGCUCUGUAAACAAUAUAUACUUUUAACGUCCGUUCCACUUUAUCACUCGAAAAAUGGCUGCUGCAGCUUGCACUUAUUCAGAGGAAACUGAGAGUUUUGUUACCUGUAGUAUUUGCCUGUGUGAAUUUGAUGCUGAAACCAGGAAACCAAAGUUCCUACCAUGUGCUCAUACACUUUGCCUUAAAUGUUUAAAGGAGAUACACAAGGAGUUUGUCAUUAGUUGCCCACUCUGUCGUAAAGAGUUUUCUCACCAGGAUGACGUCUCAAGUCUUCCAAACAACUCUUAUGCACUUCACAUGCUCAAAUUGUCAGAGAAAAACCCAGAAGCUCCAGAUAAACCUGAUUUGACGAAUGGGAAACCUACAUGGUGUCUCACUUGUGGAGCAUUGGCUAAACAGGGAUGUUCAGUUCACUCAAUCAUUGAUGUGACAGCGAAAACAAUCAUGAAUUUUGAGUCGUUGUUGAAACUCAGAGAUGAUAUCAAGAAAAUGAGAGACCAGGGACAAACAAAAUUGGCUUUGGCUAUCGAAAAGAGGAAAGAAGUUCAGACUCAUUUGGAUCAAUUAUCUCAAUGUUUAAAACUAGUCCUGCAUGAAGUCAACCUACAAGAAGAGACAAACAAUAUUCUCCUAGUCGAAAUGAUUUCUGAGUUGGAAGCAAGCAGUCCUUGUUUACAUCAACCUCUCAACCCUGAAAUACCACAAGAUGAAGACCCACUUUUAUCAGAAUUGAUAUCUCUAGUCGACGAUUCCAAUCCACAAGAUAGUUUCGAUACUCUCAAAGAGAAAAUGAAGAAAUCACUACUGUCAUGCGAGAGCAAAUUAGCCGAUGCCGUCACCGUGGUCAAAUCUCUUCAAUACCAGAAAAAUAGUAAAAUUUCUGUCUGGCUUACUGACCCCAGGAAUCAGAGCAUUCCUACCUUUGACUGGCUGGAAAAGGGUUUCACCACGUACUGGCCGAGCGACACCAGCCUGUCCCCGACCAAACGCGAUUUCCUGCUUCUCUCUCACAUCGUCUUUUCCAUUCAUAAAAGGGGCGCAAAGCUUAACAAACAAACUACAUCCGAUGUUACUGCUGAUGAGCCUCCCGACCACAACCUUUCUGUGACCAAGAAAUUUGAAGAAACGAGUCCGUCAGUGACGACUACCAAUCCUAGCUCAGUGAUUAGUUUGAACAGCCCUAUCGAAAAAUUUGAUCUCAACAAAGCGACUUUAAUUAUGACUGUACGGCGACACGGUACGUUUAAGGGCUCUGUCCACAUCAAAUUAUCUCCAAGCUGCAAUUCCCAAUUUAUCCAGAAACUGGGGAAAAUCUGCUUCCGGACUCCCAAACAAUUCAGCAACCUGAUUGAAAAAACUGUUCCUGGCGUGUUUCUGCUUGUCCCAGCGUUCGAGGACAUGGCAGAUUUCUCCUAUGAUGACUUGUCUAGCUUACCGCUAACCCGCCAUUACAUGGAAGCCGGAAUAUCGUUGUGGGUGGACGAGUACGGCGAUCUGGGAGGUUGGAAUUUGGUUUUCCCUCUGCAGUACUUUGAAGACAAAAGGAACGAUAUGCACUUGAAAACCGUCCAGCCCGUCUAUUUUAUCGGCCAAGUUACACAAGGUAUUGAAGCCAUUGAAGCGCUUAGCUGGACGACAAAAUACCAGAGAAGUGGCUACACUUUCACCUUGGAAUCGCGUUGAAAUCAACAAUCAAUCAUUUUGUUUUUCCCCGGAAAGGUGUGUGCCAAGAAAGGUUGUUUAAACUAGAUGUUAUCAUUCCUUUAUGUUUAUUUUUUUAAAUCAAGACAAUGAUGUAACCUUAACAAAGACUUUUAUCGUUUGAACGUGUUUGAAAUCGGAAUUUUCUAACUAUUGGCAAAA